Molecule: messenger RNA, 1906 nt
Organism: Archocentrus centrarchus (flier cichlid)
Lineage: Eukaryota; Metazoa; Chordata; Actinopteri; Cichliformes; Cichlidae
Product: extracellular calcium-sensing receptor-like
Exons: 7
Coding region: 332-1672 (446 amino acids)
Biological process (GO): G protein-coupled receptor signaling pathway
Cellular component (GO): plasma membrane
Molecular function (GO): G protein-coupled receptor activity
Source: RefSeq, a predicted model, not a curated record
AGCACAGACAGUUUUAUGGGGUUACAGUGGAAUAUGCAUUCAGCCCCUACUGGUACUUGUCUUUGGCUGCUUUUUUUUCUCUCUUUUAAUCCCAUUUGUAUUGUGUUUUCUGAUGUUUCUCACACUGCAGAAAAAGGAAAAAUACUCAGCACGGAGGGAAAUGCGAUAGGAAAAGAAGGUGUUUUGAGAAACACACAGCAGGGUUUGAGGUUUGGGGAGGCGAAAUGUACUGAUUCUAGUUUACCUCAAUGUGUAAAACUGGGAGGCAGCGAGCUUCUAGCCUUGCAAUCUGAUGGGGAUGUUGUAAUUGGAGGUUUUUUUCCUCUGCAUUAUGUUGUGUCGAAACCACAGCACAACUACAACGGCAAACCUCAAAUGGCGUCUUGCAGUGGGUGAGUGCAAGUGUACUUUCCUUCAUCAUCUGAAGAUGAUAAAUUUCACCAACCAGUUUGAUGAGAAAGUAUAUUUCGACCUGAAUGGCGAGCCAGUCCCUCGGUAUGACAUCAUUAACUGGCAGAAGGACAGCAAGGAUGAAAUGAGAUUUAUCAAAGUUGGAACAUAUGAUGGUUCAGCUCUGUAUGGACAACAGUUGCAGAUAAGGAAGAGCACUAUUGUAUGGACAAAAGGAGAGUCACAGGUUCCUUUAUCUCAGUGUAGUGCUCCAUGUCCACCUGGCAGCAGGCAGGCCACACGCCGAGGAGAGCCCAAAUGCUGCUUUGACUGUUUGCCCUGUGCAGAUGGAGAAAUCAGCAACCAGACCGGUUCCACCAAGUGCACAAAAUGUCCUGAGUACUACUGGUCAGACAAAGAGAAAGUGAAAUGUGUCGCAGGGGUAGAAGAAUUCCUCUCUUUCUAUGACACCAUGGGUAUCAUCCUUGUUGUUCUCACUCUGCUGGGUUUCAUCCUGACAACCAUCAUCACCAUUGUCUUUCACAGUUUCCGCUAUACACCCAUCGUGAAGGCCAACAACUCUGAAAUAAGCUUCUUGCUUCUCCUGUCACUCAAGCUCUGUUUCCUGUGUUCUCUGGUGUUCAUUGGUCAGCCAUCUUGGUGGACAUGUAGGCUCCGCCAGGCAGCAUUUGGGAUCAGCUUUGUCCUGUGUCUGUCCUGCCUCCUUGUUAAGACCAUUGUGGUCCUUCUGGCUUUCCGAACAAACGUACCUGGUUCCAGGGGUCGGAAGCUGUUUGGUUCAUCUCAACAGAGGAUUCUGAUCACAUGUACACUGUUUCCUCAGAUCUGUCUCUGUACUGGCUGGAUGCUGGGAGCACCUUCCUUUCCAUUCAGGAAUCCAAACUACCAACCUUCAACUGGAAAAAUUGUUGUGGAGUGUAAAGAGCCAUGGCCUCCUGGAUUUUAUCUGCUCCUUGGUUACACUGGCCUGCUGGCCUUUGUCUGCCUCCUCCUGGCAUUCCUCGGACGAAAGCUACCGGAUACAUUCAACGAAGCAAAGCUCAUCACCUUCAGCAUGCUGAUUUUCUGGGCUGUGUGGAUUUCUUUCAUCCCAGCUUAUAUCAGCUCUCCUGGGAAAUUUUCUGUGGCAGUGGAAAUAUUUGCUAUAUUAGCGUCCAGUUUUGGACUGUUACUCUGUAUUUUUGUGCCUAAAUGUUACAUCAUUUUACUGCAGCCAGAGAGAAAUAUCAAGAAAGGCGUGACUGGAAAAUAUUCAAGAUGAAUGUUUAUAUUCCGUAUAUUUUUCAUACAGAAUAUAGAUAGAAUUAAUAAAUUUAAAUAUAUUUUAAUGUGAAAGAAAAUAAAAUAGCAUGAGAUGUUUUCAUUUUCCUUGAUUGGUUUUCUCCUAUAGUUAGUUACAUAUUAUUAUAGUGAUAUAGUUAAUAUAGUAUCAAUUCAUUUAAUAAUGUUUGAAUGUAAAAGUAAAAAAUAUACCAUGAGACUUGUUUCUGUGAUU